Molecule: messenger RNA, 1004 nt
Organism: Pistacia vera
Lineage: Eukaryota; Viridiplantae; Streptophyta; Magnoliopsida; Sapindales; Anacardiaceae
Product: protein DEHYDRATION-INDUCED 19 homolog 6-like
Exons: 5
Coding region: 132-761 (209 amino acids)
Source: RefSeq, a predicted model, not a curated record
AUCGUAUAAUAAGACUUACAAGCAGCACCAUUUUAACACCUUCACUUCCUCUUCCUCAUUCUUCUGUCACCGGAAUCUCACGCUCUACCGCCGUUUCAACCUGACUUAAUCAUCUGGAAGCUGAUAUCAUCAUGGACAUUGACUCUUGGGCCUCUAGAGUCCACUCUGCUAAGCACUUCUCUGCUGUCCAAGCUUCUCGCCUCAACUCUGAUAAUCACUCACUAGUGGAUGAUUCAGAAGGUGACGAUGAUGCAAAAGCUUGCUUCCCAUGUCCCUUCUGUUAUGUUGAUAUUGAAGUACAUUUGGUCUGUAGCCAUCUGCAGGAAGAACAUUGCUUUGACUUGAAAAAUGCAGUCUGUCCUCUGUGUGCAGCAAAUCUUGGAAAAGAUGCCACUGAACAUUUCAUUGUGCAGCAUGCUAGUUUGUUAAAGCGCAGGAAAAGAUUUCAAAAAUCUGGUUUGUGGAAUGGUGGUUCAGCAAUGCUUGGCAAGGAAUUAAGCUCAUUUCUUGGAUAUUCGGUAACUGGUAGAGGAAAUGCUCAUGAAUCUGUAUCAGAUCCACUGCUAUCAAAAUUUCUUUGCAAUGCACCCCUUUCUGACAAUAAAAUUACACAGCAAGAUGAUUCUUCUGACGAGGUCUCAGUAGCUUCUGAUUUGAAAAGGGAACCAACAUUUCCAGAUGAAGUUCAUGAAGAGGAGAUUGAAGAGAGAAGGCAGAGAGCAACAUUCAUUCAACAGUUGAUCCUGUCAACCGUGUUCUGAGUUAGUGUAUUCUCAAGGUUUUCCAGAUGAUACAUAGUAGACCGGUCUUCGGUUACCCAUUACCAAUGGCACCGUAUCAAUGAGCGCUAAGUUUUUAGGAAGUGAAGCAGUUUCUAUAUGAGGUGUUCCCGGGGUGUAUUUCUGGGAAUGAUGGCCUAUGAAUGUAUUAAGUCUUAUGUAUUUGUAGCUUGUUGGCUAAAUUAUAUCCGGUUAAGAAAAUAAAGUCUUAUGAUCUUAAAGCUA